This is a messenger RNA of Cornus florida, 925 nucleotides long. RefSeq names its product protein CURLY FLAG LEAF 1-like. The record is from RefSeq and is a predicted model, not a curated record. The transcript is spliced from 2 exons. Bases 80 to 763 code for a protein of 227 amino acids. Lineage: Eukaryota; Viridiplantae; Streptophyta; Magnoliopsida; Cornales; Cornaceae. Gene Ontology annotation, molecular function: protein binding.
CCAUAACAUUCAUCAUUUGAAUGAUACCAGAGAGAGAAAUCUAGAGAGAGAAGGUGAUCAAUAUCUUUGUAUUGAAACCAUGGUUUCCUUCCACACACCCCUCUCACCAACUAAAAGAAACACAAUUCCAGAGCUAAUUGAAAAUCUAUCGAAGAAGAGAAAAUUGGAAGACACUGAAGUUGAAGAGGUCCUCCAGAGCCCAUUCAAAGCCAAAAGCCUCAAAUCCACCUUUAAAACUGAUCAGCUACGCCUAGAGACUCCCUUGCCUUUGGACUGGCAACGAUGCCUCGAUAUUAAGUCUGGACAUAUACACUUUUACAAUACAAGGACUCAUAAGAGAACGUCAAAGGAUCCAAGGUUAAGCCCAGAGCCACCAAGUAGUCCUAGCCAUAUGAGCUUAGACCUCGAGCUCAACCUCCCAUGUGGAUCAGUCACCAAGAACCCUAAUUCCGGUAGUAGCUCCGUGAACGACGACAUUGAUGAUGAUGAUGAUGAUGAUGAGAGGUUGACGGUGAAUUCAACCAUGAAGAAGAAGAAGAAUUCGGGGGGACUAACACGAAUUCCGUCGUGGUUGGCGUUCGAAGGAGGAGAUGAGAGGGAGAUGGUGACUGCAGUGUGCAAGAGGUGUCACAUGUUGGUGAUGAUGUGCAAGUCUUCUCCUGCAUGCCCAAAUUGCAAAUUCAUGCACCCCAUCACCACCACCACUGAUCAAAGCCCUUGCAACUCAUCAUCAUUCAACCAUGGACUUAGCCUCUUAUGUUAAUUACUCUACUAGUAAGAAAUUAAUCAGAAUUUCUAGUGCUCCAAAUUAAUGUUUUUUUUUAGCAUUAAUUUAUGUCACAUAUAUAUGCCACAGCCAGCUUUGUCAUGGUAACAGUUAUACUUGAAUUCUGCAAAGCUUUUUAAUUAGUUGGAUAAUUAAGUA